Lachancea lanzarotensis is the source of this 828-nucleotide messenger RNA. It is a transcript of the gene CDC34, whose product is annotated as LALA0S06e04852g1_1. The record is from RefSeq and is a predicted model, not a curated record. Gene Ontology annotation, biological process: proteasome-mediated ubiquitin-dependent protein catabolic process; protein polyubiquitination. The transcript has a single exon. NCBI's taxonomy places the organism in Eukaryota, Fungi, Ascomycota, Saccharomycetes, Saccharomycetales, Saccharomycetaceae. Bases 1 to 828 code for a protein of 275 amino acids. Gene Ontology annotation, molecular function: ubiquitin conjugating enzyme activity.
AUGAGCAACCGUAAGAAUACAGCAGCAAACCUGCUGUUGAGACAGUACAGGGAACUCACAGACGCCAAAAAAGCCAUCCCAUCGUUCCACAUCGAGUUGGACGAUGAUUCGAAUAUAUUUCUGUGGAACGUUGGUGUGAUGGUGCUAAAUGAGGAUUCGAUUUACCACGGAGGUUAUUUCAAAGCACAGAUGCGGUUUCCAGAAGAUUUUCCGUUUUCGCCGCCCACUUUUAGAUUUACACCCGCUAUAUACCAUCCCAACGUUUACAGGGACGGAAGACUGUGUAUUUCGAUUUUGCACACUAGUGGGGACCCCACAUCGGAAGAACCAGAUUCUGAAACGUGGUCUCCGGUUCAAACGGUAGAAAGCGUGUUGAUCUCUAUAGUUUCGUUGCUGGAAGACCCAAACAUCUCGUCGCCUGCCAACGUAGACGCCGCAGUGGACUAUCGGAAAAAUGUUGACCAGUACAAACAACGCGUGAAGCUAGAAGUAGAACGGUCGAAACAAGACAUCCCGGAUGGCUUUGUGAUGCCCUCUUCACGCACGGCAUAUGUGGCACAAAGGCACGCUGAGCCCGAGGAUACCAGAGACCUGGGCGACAACUUCUGGUACGACAGUGACGAGGAGGAUGAUAACGACGAAGGUCCCACUGCAGACAUGUAUGGCUACGGCAACGGUGACGACGAUGAAGACGAAGAUGAAGAAAUCCAGUUUGAGGAAGACGACGAUGUAAGCAUCGACAAUGACAGCGUGAUGGACCGCACACAGCCCAGUAAAGCUGAAGAUGAGAGCGAGGAUUUGGAGGACGAGAUGAAGCUGGAAAAGUGA